AAAAGACAUAGGGUAGUCUUUUAUACUAAAAAUCAUUGGUUCACGGGGUGAAAAGGGUGGAAUUCUCUCUGGGAAACCAAUUUUUCCAAUCAGACGAAGUCGUGAUUAGAAAUACACUAGUGAGAAAUAAAUUUCAAAUUCCUGUAGUGAUCAGUAUCCAUCCUCGCGGCGAUAUCAACAUCACCUGGUACGCCGCCGCGCUCGCCAUGGCCGUAGUGACAGCCACUACCCUGGCGGGGAACUGUGCAGUGCUGGUCGCGUUAAAACGCGUGAGGCGAGCGCCCGCGCACUAUCCCCUGGCGAGUCUGGCGGCGGCGGACCUACUAGUUGGCGCGUUCGUCCUACCCAUAGCUGCGGCCAGGGAGCUCUUCGUGUUCCAUUUGAAUUGGGUGAUAUGCUCCUGCUGGAGCACCCUGGACGUGCUAUGCUGCACCGCUUCGAUCCUGUCGUUAUGCACGCUGGGCUGGGAGCGCUGGUGUGGCAUCACGGCUCCAUUGUCCCGCGCCCGUCGCGCCCGCCACGCGAGGCUCUACGCCGUCCUCGUGUGGCCAGUGUCGACUGUAGUUGCGAUGCCUACCGUGUUCAUACCGUCGCCGAAGCAUUUCGUGCCAGGGGAAAUGCCGAAGGCAUGCACCGUGAACACUAAUAUUGGUUACGUGUUCUUCAGUACAACGUUUUCGUUCUACUUGCCAGCGAGUGUGAUGGUCACACUUUAUGCCAGGAUCCUGUGUGCACUGGCAUCCCCUCCACCCAUUAGGGCUCAUCGAGGCCGCUCACCAAAUAAGACUGUCUCAGCUCCGAAAGAAAAAAUGACGACAAAAGAUGCGUCAUCGUCUGAAGGAGGAAGACAUUUGAGUAUACCAGGACAGAACGCAGUUAAGAGGGAAGUGUCUAUGGUUAAAAAACCCAAUAUGUCAGAUGAAAUGCUUAAUCGUCAACGCAGAGCCACGCGAACUAUAGUGAUGUUGAUGUCCUUAUUCUUGUUGUGCUGGACGCCAUUCUUUGUGAUGUUACCGAUUGAUUCGCUGUGCGAAUGCGUACGAGACGUCGGCUGGUUGUGGUGCACCUGGUUGGGCUAUACCAACUCAGCGCUCAACCCGCUCGUGUACGCGGCCGCGUCGCCCACUGUGCGGCGAGCUUUACACGCCUCUCUGACUACAUCCAGCUCGACGAGGAACACCGAUGUGCAGCUGUCGCCAAGUGUGAGAAGACCUUAGAA
Chilo suppressalis (striped riceborer) is the source of this 1219-nucleotide messenger RNA. Lineage: Eukaryota; Metazoa; Arthropoda; Insecta; Lepidoptera; Crambidae. The record is from the annotation of a GenBank genome assembly.